This is a messenger RNA of Dermacentor andersoni, 2145 nucleotides long. RefSeq lists its product as uncharacterized. Lineage: Eukaryota; Metazoa; Arthropoda; Arachnida; Ixodida; Ixodidae. The record is from RefSeq and is a predicted model, not a curated record.
GAGAGGCCGGGAUGCGCCGCGCGGCCGCCAGCCGGAGCCGCGGUCUGUGCCCGCCGAACGGGCGGCGGCAGAGCAGCUCUGGCGAGCAGCGUGCCUGGAGCUCGUGGCGCACCCUCUCCCGCGACGCGGCAUCCCGACGCGGAGUUCGGUCGAGCGGCCUGCAGCAACGAGAAAGUAUGUCCGCCGCCAGCCCGGCCCCCGAAGAGACGACGCAGGCACUAGGGACCGUGUAUGAGGAAGUUAGUUGCAAUGCUCCAAAGGGGCCUCCAGCAUCCAGUAGAAAGUGCCUAAGGGACAUCCAGGAACACGAGGAUUCUAUGAUGAAAAUGGAAGUCAUGACAAAGAACUGUGGCAAGCUGACCGUUCACGUCCAGGGAGACAUGGACAACCUCGAGAAGAAAGCAGUAUUCCUGACAGUCCAUGACAUAGGAAAUAACCACUCGUCCUUCCAGGAUUUUGUGGAUCACCCGUGCAUGGCGGAGAUCAAGCAGCGGUCCGUCUUCAUUCACGUAGACGUUCCGGGCCAAGAGGACAACGCCACUGAACUCCCCAGCGAGUUCAACUUUCCCACCAUCCAAAUGAUGGGUGAGGACCUGAUAUCGGUGCUGGACCACUUGAAGAUCAACCUGGUAGUCGGAUUCGGAGAGGGAGCAGGAGCCAACAUUCUGGUCCGGUUUGCGCUUGCCCACCCGUCCAGAGUGCUUGGACUGAUUCUGAUGCAUCUGGUAUCAACUGGAGUCGGCAUGAUGGAGUACUUCAAAGAUAAGAUUAUGAACUGGAAACUCCAGAAUGUUGGCAUGAACCCCUCUGCUGAGCAGUACCUCGUUCUUCACAAGUUCGGAGCGCAACUGGAGAUGGUCGACAACAAGGAACGCCUCAUCUCGGACUACACCGAGAAACUGAAGAAGCAGAUCAACCCACGGAACCUGAAGCGCUACGUAGAGUCUUACAUGAAUCGCAAAGACAUCAGCGGUCUGAUUGAAGCAAACCUCAAGAGCAUGGACGUACUGCUGGUGACGGGCAGCAAGGCUGCUCACGCACAAGCCGUGCAGAAUAUGUACGCUCGCAUGGACAAACAGAAGACGUCGCUGCUCAAGGUGGACGCCGUCGGGGACGUCCUGCAGGAGUCUCCUGAGAAACUCGCCCAAAGCCUUUUGUUGUUUGUCAAAGGAUUGGGAUUCCUGACCUCUAUCACCUUGCCUGGUGUGGAAAGACAGAGAACCUUUUCCGGAGGCGACCACAAAAUGCUGGGCGCCGUGGGCCGGCGACACACCCUCUCGAUGGAGGACUACGACAUACCUCGGACGAGAAGGACCUCGCUCACUGCUGUACAGAAAUAAGGGCGCCGCCGAAGCACUGCUGACCGAGAGCGCGGAGGACAUUCAUUUGACCUUUCUUUCGGAUGCUUCCUUCGGCAGUGCUCGAUUCCAUUCUCUGUGGGCGGCAAGCGUGCCAAAGUGCGCCACUAAGCGACGCGGAAAGCCCGACAACUACGAGUCCCGUCAGGUAGCGGUGGGCAAUCGGAGACCGUUGAGCAGCCCUGCGGUAAAUGGACGGGACGACACCCUUUGUAGGCCUGCAUGCUUGUGCAUCGUGUGUGUCCAUCGAUGUUCCCCGCCCGCCAGCGCGCUUUCCUUUCUUCGCACUCAGUGCCAAGGCUGUCUCGAGCUCGGCCACUUCGUGGAGGCAAGCUGUCGUCUUACACGAGAGGGGAAGAAAGAAUGGCUCCUAUCUGUGUGUAGAUGCUUACUGAUACCCCUCCCCACUCUGUAGCCGUAAUACACGAGACGCAUGUUGUAUCACCAGUCUAGGAAUCGACUGUACCCGUACGGCGGCUGUCGCAAGGUAGAUUCUCCCGCGCAUGCGCACUAUACAUGGAAACACCUGUUGGUGCUUUCUGUGCGCGCUCUGUCCUUUGUAAUCAGUGUUUGGCUGCAUUCAUGCUUCAGAGAUAAGCGUAAGGACGUGGUAGAAACAAGUGGCUACACUUUUCUUUUAAUUAUCUAACCUACUACGACUGGCAAGAUCAUCUCCUCGAGCGCUUUUAUGAACAGACCCUGUAGUUAUUGCUGCAGUACAAGGUAUUAUCUGUAUUAUUAGUGCAAGUUGCAGUCAAACAAUAAAAAGUAUACAAGUUGGAAUAAA